Molecule: messenger RNA, 1659 nt
Organism: Colletotrichum siamense
Lineage: Eukaryota; Fungi; Ascomycota; Sordariomycetes; Glomerellales; Glomerellaceae
Exons: 3
Coding region: 1-1659 (552 amino acids)
Molecular function (GO): protein binding
Source: RefSeq, a predicted model, not a curated record
AUGUCGACGAAGGAGCUUGAAGAUGCGAGAAGCCGACUUGUACCCGUAAAAGACGAGCCGCCGGCGAGACAACGACCGCGGGACCACUCUAAGCCAGACCCAAUAGAAGCGCUGCGAGCUGCGCCGGAGGCUGCUGUGUACGAAGCACUCGAAGUCUUGCGCGGGCAGCCGAAGAGCUUCGAGAAGGUGGCGACGAUCAUAACGCACUUGGUUACUGACCGCGAUGUCGAAUUGAGCCCCGCGCUGUACGAGCACUUGGUCGUCGCCAUGGCAGAUGUUCAGGGUUCCGCAGCGAUGCUGGCACAGCUGUUUGCGGAGAUGAGGGAGCUGCACUUGGCGCCCUCGCCGGCCAUUCACCAUGCAGCACUCGCGGCUCUUGCGGUUCACCCCGAUUACAUCGUCCGAAACGAGGUCCUCGCAGCCAUGAAACAGUCCUGGACGGAAAUCAACCCGGAAGCAGACGGCCAUGUCGCCCUCGGCCUCCUACGCGACGGGCAGUUCGAGCUCGCCCUCGACAAGCUGGAGAGCAUGAUCGACAACCACAUCCCCGUGCAGCCGUGGGUCUACGACAUCUUCAUCUUCAUGUUCGCGCAGCGCGGGUUCGUCGAGGAAGCCGUCCGGCUGGCGCACAGCAAGGCGCACACCACCGCGGCCGCCGACGACUCCGCCGAGAGCCCGCUGUCCAUGUGGCACAUGCUCCUGGAUGUUUGCAGCCAGGCGUACCAUUACGAGGGCACGCGGUACGUCUGGGGCCGGCUGUACGAGGCGGACAGGUAUGCCUUGCCCGAGGGCGUGCUGCUGAACAUCAUUAACACGGCGGCGCGGCACCACGAUUUUGAGCUGGUCACAAACGCGAAUAAGCUGAUUGCGCAGAGGGGCGGGAAGUUGCAGGCGCAUCACUACGAGCCGCUUAUCGAUUGCUACGGCGGGGUUGGCGAUUUGGAGGGCGCGCUGAGGGUGUUGUGCAUCAUGUUCAACGCCAUCUCCGUCGCGCCGUACGCCAGCGCGCGCUCGAUCUAUGAGUGGGUCAAGAAGGAGCCGGAGAGCCUGGAUUCAGCCCUCGAGGCGCUGGCUGCGUUGAAGAAGGAGUAUAAGAUCCCGAUAGCGGCGCUGAAUGUGCUCGUCGAGGCUGCGGUGGAGACGCAUGGGUAUGCCAAGGCGCUGGAGAUUUACAGGAAUGCCCCUAAUUACACGGAGGCUCCCCCGAACCACGUUACGGUGCGGUAUCUCUUGCAAGCCUGCGAGGACGCGGAGGCGCGGCGGAUGCUGGUAGCCGAGGACCCGGAGCUGGCGCUCAAGGGCGACCGGCAGGUCUUUGCAGACGUUAUCUUCGAGCAUGUCAUGGCGGGCGACCUCGACAUGGCGUACAAGUGCGUGGAGAUGCUGGGCGACGCUCCCGACCCGGAGACUGGCGCCAAGCCCGAGGCGUGGAUCAGCCAGCAGACGUUGCUGGUGCUUGUGAGGAAGUCUCUGGAUGCGCAGGAUGAGCGUGUCUGGUGGUUGGUGGAGCAGGCGGAGAAGAGGAACAUGGACGUCCAGUCUGGCAUUGCGAAGCUGAUGGCGUCGUUUGCGGAGCAGGUGAAGAGGACUACAGGGCUGGGAGAGGAGACUGGUGGGUUGGAGGACGAUUCUGACGAGAGGCAUCCUUGGACGUCGUGA